This is a messenger RNA of Camelina sativa (false flax), 918 nucleotides long. Lineage: Eukaryota; Viridiplantae; Streptophyta; Magnoliopsida; Brassicales; Brassicaceae. The record is from RefSeq and is a predicted model, not a curated record.
AUGGAUACCGGAGAAGGGUCGCACACAAAAACAAAAACCAAGAAAAAUUCAUAUAAUUCUUGGACAUAUGAAGAGUGUCAAGAGUUGCAGGCUACAUUAGUUGAAGCUAUCAAACGGGAGUGGCGUGACAAAAGCGGUUCGAUAAAUAAAGCUACGGUAGAGACAAAGAUACUACCAAUGCUAAAUAAAAAGCUUAAAUGCAAUAAGACUUACACGAAUUACUUAAGUCGAAUGAAGACUUUAAGAAGGGAAUAUAAUGUGUAUUCUGAACUCUUACGCUUUAGCUCUGGUUUUGGAUGGGAUCCCAUCAGAAAACAAUUUACAGCUCCAGAUGAUGUGUGGGCAGCCUACUUGUUGGGGCAUCCAAGGCAUGAAAACCUGAGGACCAACACUUUUGAAGAUUUUGAGGAUUUACAAUUGAUUUUUGAAACUGUUAUAGCAAAGGGAAUCAACACGUUUGGACUUGGUAGUGAUUCAAAUGCUGAAACUUUUGAAGACGAAGAUGAUGAUCUUCAAGCAAGAGAUGAUUUGGGGGAUGACGACGAGGUGGAUGAAGUCUCUGUUAAACCAAAGUUACCUACUAGGAAAAGAGCUAAAACCAGUCGUAAUGGAGAUCCAUUAGAUUCAACUAAUAAUCAUGGUGAGUCUUCAGAGAAGGUAUUAACUGAAAUGGUUGGAGUUAGCACUCAGAUUAUAAGUCUGAUUCAACAAAGAGAAGAAAGACAACAAAGAGAAGUUGAGCUUAGAGAAAUUCAGAAAAAAAAGAAUAAUGUUUGGGAUGCUGUCAAAGAGAUUCCUGAUUUGGAAGAUCAUGUCCGCUAUGAUGCAGUAACCAAAAUCCAUACGUUGAAAAUGAAAGACGUAUUUGUGAGCAUGUCUGUCGAAGACCGCUUGGGCUGGAUUCUCCGUAACACUUAG